CAACCCGGUCUGCUCUCGAAAGAGCACCAUCUCACACUAGAAAGUCUUAGCGUUAGGCUGUACCUCCACUAUCAGGUGAUAUCCUAGCAUAUAAGCUCCCACGAGUGUCCUGCGUUCAAUAAUUUUCUUUUCGACCUCAAUCAGGCAUUUUUCGAUCCCAAAUAGACAUUGUCGACCUCAAUCAGAUAUCACACAUUAUUCAAAUCCGGCCACGAGCCACACGCAAGCUACACCAGUCCAGCAGCAGCAACAGAAUCAUGUCUUCUCGGCCCCAGCCUGACUCACAAGCGAGAAUCGGCACCACGAUUCCGGUGCGCACAACAACCACCGAAACGAGAAGGAUUGCUUCGAAGGGGACAGGCUGGUUCUGGGCCAACGGUUGGAACAAGGACACCAAAGAAACACUGCCGUCUGAGACCACCUCGAAAACCACAUCCGAUUCUGGAGAAUCACAAAAGUCAACGCUCGUUGAGAUCGGCACAUUGGUGCUUGCAUUGGGCGUUGGAUGGAACGUUGUCGCAUUCGGAGGACUUGCUGCAUAUCACGCAGCAUACAGAAGAUACCCCGUUCUGCGCCGACUUGUCCGGCGUUAAUGGGCAUUUCAC
Molecule: messenger RNA, 605 nt
Organism: Diaporthe batatas
Lineage: Eukaryota; Fungi; Ascomycota; Sordariomycetes; Diaporthales; Diaporthaceae
Exons: 3
Coding region: 258-593 (111 amino acids)
Source: RefSeq, a predicted model, not a curated record